AUGCGACAUCUUGGGACAUCAUACACUUUGGAUGAUCUAGAGGAAGGAACUGGGUAUUCUAUCACGGUCUCUGCCACUGUGAGUGAAGGAGCCGGGAGCAGUGCUGCAGACACACUGACUGGAGGAGGGAGUGCAGAAGGCUCUAUCACAGCCUCUACAAUGACUGCUGCUCCAUCUGCCCCUCCUACUGAUGUGGUGAUGAGGGUUGAGAGUUCCACAAGUAUGACAGUCCAGUGGGGACCUGUGGAAUGCAGACAUCAGAAUGGAGAGAUAACAGACUACAGGGUGAGGUAUGGGGAGGAGGGGAGCAGUGAGGAUGCCAGGGAUAUUCAGAUGGUGUCAGGAGACUCCAGUGGAGGAGUGACCACAGUGUCUGGACUG
Molecule: messenger RNA, 381 nt
Organism: Geodia barretti
Lineage: Eukaryota; Metazoa; Porifera; Demospongiae; Tetractinellida; Geodiidae
Source: the annotation of a GenBank genome assembly